Messenger RNA from Triticum turgidum subsp. durum (durum wheat), 333 nucleotides. The record is from the annotation of a GenBank genome assembly. NCBI's taxonomy places the organism in Eukaryota, Viridiplantae, Streptophyta, Magnoliopsida, Poales, Poaceae.
AUGGACAUCGGCGUGGUGAGCGCCUCCGACUACCUGCGCCGCUUCUGCUCGCGGCUCGGGCUGGGCAACCAGGAGGUGCGCGACGCGCAGGAGGCCGUGCGCAGGCUCGAGGAGCGCCUCGACGUCCGCCGCAACCCCGAGUCCAUCGCCGCCGCCGUCAUCUACAUGGUCGUGCAGCGCGCCGGCGCCACCAACUCCGUCAAGGACGUGUCCGUCGCCACCGGCGUCGCCGAGGGCACCAUCAAGGAGGCGCACAAGGACCUCACCCCGCACGCCCACAUGCUCUUCGCCCCUGUCACCGCCCACGACAUUAUUAACCCCGUUCAAGCUUGA